Molecule: messenger RNA, 432 nt
Organism: Puccinia triticina
Lineage: Eukaryota; Fungi; Basidiomycota; Pucciniomycetes; Pucciniales; Pucciniaceae
Exons: 4
Coding region: 1-432 (143 amino acids)
Biological process (GO): protein transport; clathrin-dependent endocytosis
Cellular component (GO): intracellular membrane-bounded organelle; AP-2 adaptor complex
Molecular function (GO): clathrin-cargo adaptor activity
Source: RefSeq, a predicted model, not a curated record
AUGAUCCGCUUCAUCCUCGUCCAGAACCGGCAGGGCAAGACCCGGCUGUCCAAAUGGUACGUGCCGAUGGAGGACGAAGAGAAGGUGAAGAUCCGCGGCGAGGUCCAUCGCCUGGUGGCCACCCGCGACCAGAAAUACCAGUCCAACUUCGUCGAGUUCCGGACUAGCAAGGUCGUCUAUCGCCGGUACGCCGGGCUCUUCUUCUGCAUCUGCAUCGACUCGAACGACAACGAGCUCUCGUACCUCGAGGCCAUCCAUCUCUUCGUCGAGGUCCUGGAUGCGUUUUUCGGGAACGUCUGCGAACUCGACUUGGUCUUCCAGUUCCAUCGGGUCUAUUCGAUCCUCGACGAGGUCUUCCUCGCCGGGGAGAUCGAAGAAACUUCGAAAUCAGUCAUCCUCGAGCGCUUGGACUACCUCGAAAAACUUGAUUGA